Molecule: messenger RNA, 2291 nt
Organism: Bombus terrestris (buff-tailed bumblebee)
Lineage: Eukaryota; Metazoa; Arthropoda; Insecta; Hymenoptera; Apidae
Product: very-long-chain 3-oxoacyl-CoA reductase
Exons: 2
Coding region: 1013-1936 (307 amino acids)
Cellular component (GO): endoplasmic reticulum
Molecular function (GO): oxidoreductase activity
Source: RefSeq, a predicted model, not a curated record
UAAAAUAAAAUUAUAAAUUUGUCAUAAAUCGACAGAAGCUAAUUAAAAAUGUUGCGAAGAAAUUACACACUGGAAAGGGUCGAAAUGAUCAGACGGUAACGGACACGAAAUUAUAGCUUCGGAGGUCCAUAGAUAUACUUAUAAAGACAGUGACGAAACUCGUUCAGGUAUGAAAGUUCAAAUUACGUCGUCAGAAGGGAAACUGUAAUUCGAGCUUAUGGCGUGUAUAGUUUCUCGUCGAUCGAAUCGAGAGUCUCAUGGAGAUUAUUAUUCCCGCACGCACUUGUAACGUGCCCAGCCAAGUAAAAUGGAGUUAAUGGUAAAUGUAGUGGUUGCAAAAAGUACACACCAUUGUAUUUAUUGUAGCAUUUAUACUAAUUAAAACCAAAUAUAUUAAAUUUCCUAGUACUAAUAUCUAGUAGCAGUUUCACAUGAUUUGAAAAUGUGAUACUGUGAAAAUGGAAUGUGUAUAGAACUUAACAAAAAAAAGCUUUAUUGGAAAACAAGAGUAUUAUAUAGCCACUAUAUGUAUAUGCUUAAUUUGAAAACUGAUAUUAAAUUUGCAAUUAAAAAUAAAUUGAAAUUAAUUUAAAAUAAACAUAAAUAUAAGAAUGAAAUAAAAAUAUAUUUUUGUUAAUAGAAGUUGAUGGAAGCAUGGUACGCGAAAGCGGAACAUGGAGAGGUUGCAAGAGAUACGAAGUGAAGUAAACGUGCCUUAGGGCAAUGAUGCAAUAACGGCGAAUCCCUUCCAAAUUGAUCGACGUUCUUUGACCAGCAAACUGGAUUUUUCUGAAAUAACAGAGAACGGCGUGUACGCUAUAAGCGACAGGGACCCUAUCGGACCUCACAAUAUGUCACCGCUACGCCAGCAUUGAGUAUUGCGCAAAGAACUCCUUUUCCAAUCCAUUAGUGACGAAUUACUCGAGACGAUAAAUGAAGUCAGCCAACUUAUCGGUUGUCCUGUGACACUGAUCAGAAACCAGACCGGAAGCACGUGUUACAAUCGCAAAUAAUGUUGGUCGAGAAGAUAGGUUAUGCGGCGAUUAUAUAUUGGGGCUACAGACUUUCCCGUGAUGUAAUAUACCGAAUAUACAAGAACUUUUUCUCAGUAUCUGUAGUUGAUUUAUGUUCAAUGGGUAAGUGGGCAGUAGUCACAGGAUGUUCUCAUGGAAUUGGAAGAGCGUACGCGGAGGCAUUAGCGAGGAUGGGUUUGAACGUGAUCCUGGUCAGUCCUGAUACGGAGAAUUUAAAGUCUAUCGCGAGUAAUAUCGAGGCGAUGUACAAUGUGAAGACAAAAGUAAUUAAGCUGGAUCUGUCGGAAGGUCUGGAGACGUACAACGUGAUCGAAAAAGAAAUGUUCGGCUUGGAGAUCGGUGUGUUGAUAAAUAAUCUCGGCAUGUCAUAUCCGCAUCCGGAAUAUUUCCUGGAUCUUCCUCACAAGGAGAAGAUCUACAUGAGUAUCGUUCAUUGUAACAUAGUCGUUGUAACGAAUAUGUGUCGAAUCCUAUUACCACAAAUGGUUGUUAGAGGAAAAGGAGUCAUAGUGAACGUAGCCUCGAUGGUGGCUGUGUUGCCGAGUCCUUUAUUGACAGUGUUUGCUGCAACAAAGGCAUACAUUGUCAAAUUUAGCAGAGACUUACAGAUAGAAUAUGGAAAACAAGGUGUAAUCGUGCAGUGUUUGUUACCAGGCACAGUGACAAAUCAUACGACAGAGUCACCGCGAUCAGGAUGGCUAGUUCCUACCCCUGAAAAAUACGUUCAGAGUGCGAUCAGGACUAUAGGCAAAGAAAACGUGACCACCGGAUUCCUGCAACAUUCUAUUUUGAUUGGAAUAAUCAAAUUUAUUUACCGAAUAUCACCGAGUUCCAUCAUCGUUUGGAUGAUCAAUAUCAUGGAAGGAAAUCGGAAUAACGCACUUCGUCGAUAUGUCGGAUGACUUUGUAGAAAUAUACGGAGUUUUAUUUAAGGGAAAUGUUUCCUUAUUUUCCUUUCUUUUAUAUUAUAGAAUAAUGGUAAAUUCUAGAUAUAACUAAACCUUACAGUUAGUGUGGGAGAAGAUAUUGUUCCUUUCAAAACUUUUUAAGAUAACUUGAAUUUAAAUUUAAAUAAGAAACCGGAAAUGGACAGUGCGCUUCGGCACAUGAUCGAGACUAAAAUUGGAUUUUUAGCAUGAUUAUAUAUAUAUGUGUAGCAUAUAAAAUGUUAGAAACUAAUAGUUAUUCAUCUGAAAAAUGACGAAAAAUUGUAAAAAGUGCGUUUAAAUUUAAAAAUAUGAGUGUGGUUAUGACUCA